AAAGCCAACCAAAGAACGCAUCCGCAGACUCCCGAGUUCCGAGUCUGGACGACUAGUCCUGCGUCGAUCAACUCUCUCUCCUCCCAAGAAACACAUUCAGAGACGACGGCCGCCGAGAGGCAGAGAGAAAAAGAGCUCUUAUCAUCAUCACAGUGAGAGAGAAUCUCGAUAAUCCUUUUUUUAGCCUCAGCAAGAGAAGCCGAUCUGACGCUCUCUUAUUAUAAUUGACAUUCACUCGACCAAUUUACUAUAAAGAAAUGGGGACGCUUCAGACUUGGAGAAAAGCCUAUGGCGCUCUCAAAGACUCCACCAAAGUCGGUCUCGCUCAUGUCAAUAGCGAUUAUGCGGAAUUGGAUGUCGCUAUUGUCAAAGCAACCAAUCACGUCGAGUGUCCACCCAAAGAGAGGCAUCUUAGAAAAAUCUUGGUUGCCACGUCAGCGAUUCGUCCUCGUGCUGAUGUUGCUUAUUGUAUUCAUGCUCUUUCCCGCCGAUUGGCCAAAACCCAUAAUUGGACGGUAGCGUUGAAAACAUUGAUUGUCAUCCAUAGAUUAUUAAGAGAGGGUGAUCAUACUUUCAGAGAAGAACUACUUAAUUUCUCACAGAGAGGACGCAUUCUCCAACUUUCUAACUUCAAGGAUGAUUCAAGUCCUAUUGCUUGGGAUUGCUCUGCUUGGGUACGUACAUAUGCUUUAUUUUUGGAGGAGCGGCUUGAAUGCUUUAGAAUUCUGAAGUAUGACAUUGAAGCUGAGCGUCUUCCAAGACCUGCUGAAGGUCAAGAUAAGGGCUACAGCAGAACCAGGGAUUUGGAUAGUGAAGAAUUGUUGGAACAGUUGCCUGCAUUGCAGCAGCUGCUGUAUCGCCUUGUUGGUUGUCGGCCUGAAGGUGCAGCUGUUAGCAAUUAUGUUAUACAAUAUGCUCUAGCGCUGGUGUUGAAAGAGAGCUUUAAGAUAUAUUGUGCCAUUAAUGAUGGAAUUAUCAAUCUUGUGGAUAAGUUUUUCGAGAUGCCUAGGCAUGAAGCUGUCACUGCCCUUGACGUCUACAAACGUGCCGGCCAGCAGGCUGGUAGCCUUUCCGAUUUCUAUGAAAUUUGCAAAGGAUUGGAACUUGCUAGGAACUUCCAGUUUCCUGUUUUGAGAGAACCUCCACAAUCCUUUCUUACAACCAUGGAAGAGUAUAUAAGAGAGGCACCCAGAAUAGUUUCUAUUCCAAGCGAGCCACUGCUCCAAUUAACAUACAGACCGGAUGAGGGUCCUGAUGAACCUGAAGAGACCAUAGUACCCAGUGAUGAACCUGAGCCAGUUCCUUCAGAUGAUGUUGCUGUCUCCAAUGUUGAGAUAGCACCUCCCACUCCUAUUACACCUCAAAGCAACAUGGACACUGUAGAUUUACUGGGAUUGAGUUAUGGCGCACCUGAUGCAUCAGCCAUUGAAGAAAGAAAUGCUUUGGCUCUGGCCAUAGUGCCACAGGAUACUGCUCCAACAUUCAAUUCUGGUGCCGGUCAAGCAAAAGAUUUUGAUCCUACUGGAUGGGAGCUUGCACUGGUUACCACUCCGAGCAGUAAUAUCUCUUCAGUUAAUGAGAGGCAAUUGGCUGGUGGAUUGGACUCGCUCACUUUGAACAGUUUGUAUGAUGAAGCAGCAUAUCGAGCCGCCCAGCAGCCUGUUUAUGGUUCACCAGCUCUGAAUCCAUUUGAGGUACAAGAUCCAUUCACAAUGUCAAACGGCAUUGCUGCUCCAUCCUCAGUUCAGAUGGCAGCAAUGGGUCAACAGCCUCCCAAUCCCUUUGGUCCUUACCAACCUACCUAUCCACAGACAAUGCAGCAGCAAAAUUUGAUAAUGGGCGCUACAAAUCCUUUUGGUGAUACAGGGUUGGGUACAUUUCCUGUGAAUCCUGUCGCUCAUCCUCAUCCUAACAAUCCAUUCGGAAGCACAGGCCUUUUAUAAUCACACAUAUAUGGACAUAGGUGAUGCAGUUGGUUUUUGUGCAUUGAAAAUGAGGAAAGAUUGUAGACCCACAAGAUUGAUGGCUUGCGGCAUGAAUCGUGUUUGUUUGGGUUGUAAAAGUUGGCAAGUGAAUAGUGUAUUAUGCAUAACCGGUUGAUAACAAUUGUAAGUGAUUUUUGAAAAAUCUUUCCCUCUGCCCCACUCGCCCAUAUGCAUUUGUGAUGUCUCAGUAAAAUAUGAAACCAAGAUGUUGUCUUCUCA
Manihot esculenta (cassava) is the source of this 2204-nucleotide messenger RNA. Its product is annotated as putative clathrin assembly protein At2g01600. The record is from RefSeq and is a predicted model, not a curated record. Gene Ontology annotation, cellular component: clathrin-coated pit; clathrin-coated vesicle. The transcript is spliced from 15 exons. Gene Ontology annotation, molecular function: phosphatidylinositol-4,5-bisphosphate binding; SNARE binding; 1-phosphatidylinositol binding. The coding region runs from base 258 to 1943 and encodes 561 amino acids. Lineage: Eukaryota; Viridiplantae; Streptophyta; Magnoliopsida; Malpighiales; Euphorbiaceae. Gene Ontology annotation, biological process: vesicle budding from membrane; clathrin coat assembly; clathrin-dependent endocytosis.